Messenger RNA from Trichomycterus rosablanca, 866 nucleotides. It is a transcript of the gene lrmda, whose product is annotated as leucine rich melanocyte differentiation associated. Gene Ontology annotation, biological process: melanocyte differentiation. Bases 1 to 702 code for a protein of 233 amino acids. NCBI's taxonomy places the organism in Eukaryota, Metazoa, Chordata, Actinopteri, Siluriformes, Trichomycteridae. Gene Ontology annotation, molecular function: protein binding. The transcript has 8 exons. The record is from RefSeq and is a predicted model, not a curated record.
AUGGCGUACAGUGAGUCACUGGUUGUUGUGAAUGGGACUCAGGUGUGUUUCAUUGGACAUGAUUGUGAGGACAUCCCAGAGUUUCUUGCAGCUGAAUACGGAGAUUUUGCAAAACGCCUCGAUCUCAGCUUUAAUCGAUUAAGGUCACUGACAGGCCUGAAAGUGUUCAGCCAACUGGAAGAGCUGAUUGUGGACAACAAUCUUCUAGGAAAUGACGUCCGGUUGCCCAGGUUACCACGGCUCCAUACCCUGACACUCAAUAAGAACCAAAUCACUGAUAUCGAGGAACUGCUGGAGCAUUUGCAGGAAGUGUCACCAACACUGGAGUACCUGAGCCUGCUGGGAAAUGAGGCUUGUCCCAAUGAGCUGGUCAGCUCGGAUAAAGAUGAGGAUGACUACCAGAGAUACAGGUACUUUGUGCUGCACAAACUAAAAAAGCUAAAGUUUCUGGACAGCAGGAGAGUAACUCAGCUCGAGCAGCAGGAGGCCGAGGCACGUGGCGCCUUCAUGAAGGUGGUCAAGCCCAAAAACGAGCAGGACACAGCCCUGGAUAUUAGAUCGGAUGUCGGGGCCACACCUUACACUCCUCUACCGAGAUCCAGAGAUGCCAAAAAUUCCAAGGGAGUGUUUGCCAAAUGCCGUUAUGUCUACUACGGCAAGCAUUCUGAGGGAAAUCGCUUCAUCCGCAACGACCAGCUCUGAGGGACAGAUGGACAGGCCGCUGUAUGAGGUUCAUGUGGAUUCCUUCCUGCAUGUCUUUAUGUCACCACAUGCAUUUUAAACAGCCGAAUGCAGCCUUCUGCUGAGUGUGCCAUCCCUGCCACCUUUCAUCCCUGUCUCACUGCCUGAGUACUGCCACUCACAUU